Molecule: messenger RNA, 375 nt
Organism: Purpureocillium lilacinum
Lineage: Eukaryota; Fungi; Ascomycota; Sordariomycetes; Hypocreales; Ophiocordycipitaceae
Source: RefSeq, a predicted model, not a curated record
AUGCUCGCUCCACGGGCUCUCGCCAAGCUGCGUGCCAUAACUAUAACACGACCCCGUCCCGCCAAGCACCAGCAGCAGCAGCACCUGCACCUGCACUCCCAUCCAGCAAUAAUACCAUCAUCGCUCACCAGACCCCAGAGGAGAAGCAGCAGCAGCAUCGCGACGACGACCGCCGUGGCAGCAGCAGCAACAACAAUGGACUACGCCAGCAUACCCACCCCGGAGGCGUGCUACGUCGACUUUUGCCUCAUUCCCGUGCGUUUUUGUGAAUUCCCGGCCCCCCGUUUCCCCUUACCCCGUUCCCCUUGCGCACCGCAGAGGAGCGUGGUGUGUGUGUAUUGUGUGUACGCUGGGAUUCGUGGUCGCGUUGACUGA